Hibiscus syriacus is the source of this 1141-nucleotide messenger RNA. Its product is annotated as auxin-induced protein 22D-like. The record is from RefSeq and is a predicted model, not a curated record. Bases 307 to 849 code for a protein of 180 amino acids. The transcript has 3 exons. Gene Ontology annotation, cellular component: nucleus. NCBI's taxonomy places the organism in Eukaryota, Viridiplantae, Streptophyta, Magnoliopsida, Malvales, Malvaceae. Gene Ontology annotation, biological process: regulation of DNA-templated transcription. Gene Ontology annotation, molecular function: protein binding.
GUAACCCGUUGAUUGGCCCUGAAGGAAGCGCGUACGACACCGCGUGCGUGGGGUUAUCGUUCCCAUCUAUGAGAACGCAUGCAGAAGCUUAGAUCAUUUGAUAUCGUGGCCUUGAAACAAAUCCAGCCCUAUAAAACAAACACCUCUUUCUCAUCAUCAACCAACGGUUUCGGACUUUCGGCAACAAAGUGAAAAAGAAAAAGAAACCAAAGAAACACUUCACAAAUCAAAACCAAUAUCCUAAGUGUUUCUAGCUUGGAACAAGCUCAAGCAGUUGUAUCAUACAUCUUGGUUCGUAGGUUAACAAUGGAAGUGAAUUAUGAUAAUGGUCUCAAUCUCAAGGCAACGGAGCUCAGAUUGGGGUUGCCGGGAAGUGAUGAGCCGGAGAGACAAACGACGCCUAGGUCUAACAAGAGAACUUUAUCGGAGAUCAGUAGUUCCGGCGUGACAGACGAUGGAAACGAUUAUCAGCAAGACAGUGCUCCUCCUGCAAAGGAACAAGUUGUAGGAUGGCCACCGAUCAGAUCAUACAGGAAAAAUUGUAUACAUGCCACAGGGAGGUAUGUAAAAGUGAGCGUUGAUGGAGCUGCUUAUCUCAGAAAGAUUGAUCUCAAGGUUUACAGAAGCUACCCUGACCUCCUAAAGGCUUUGGAGAACAUGUUCAAGCUCACCAUUGGAGCCUACUCAGAGAGAGAAGGGUACAAUGGAUCUGGAUAUGCUCCGACUUAUGAAGACAAAGAUGGUGACUGGAUGCUUGUCGGAGAUGUUCCCUGGGAAAUGUUCAUCUCAUCCUGCAAGAGGCUGAGAAUCAUGAAAGGAUCAGAAGCCAGGGGGUUGGGCUGUGUAUGAGCAUCCCACGAAGAACAGGGAGAAUUUUUCGGCUUCAAUCAUUGAAAUUCCACGAGGAAGAUCGAUUUGCUGGAAGAAAGUUUCAGAGGUUAACAAGACAGCCUCCGUUGUUUACAGUAUCUGUACUUCUUUAUAAAUAACAUUCAGCACAAAAUCAAAAGGCAGGAAAGAAUGUAGAAAUACUUGAGACUCAAUUGUACAUAGGAAAACUAUUGAUUGCUUUACAUUUUUUCCCAGAAUAAGCAUAUGUAAGAAUAGGAUUAAAUCAAAGGCAAUAACUAUUAAGGUCUAA